AUGCUGUCAAACUACCCGUAUGCCCAGGGUCUCGAGCGAGUCAUUCCACCCUCCAAGUUCCCCACCCGCGACCUGUUCCUCAACAAACCCUUGCCCGCUAAACCCGUCCCCGACGAGCCCGCCGAGUACUCCUCCGGGAUGUGGUCUGACUCGAGCGAUAGCGAGAGCGAAAGCACCGUCGAUAGCGCAAGUCCAAGCGAGCCUCGCAAUUCCAGCGAGUCUUAUCCCAUCUUCGUCAGCUCAGAUUCCGAUGACUUCAAUAUGGUCGAUCACUCAGUACCCGUAGAUCAGCUUAGUUUGGGUCCGAUCCGCCCAUCUCCACAACGCUUCCUCACUACCGACUCGCGCCCAGACUCGAUCGUCUCGGGAGUGUCUGCUGUCUCAGUGUUCUCCAGGACAGACAGUGUCGCCGAACCGUCGGAUGCUCAGUACGGGAGACCGAGCCACUGGACACAAGGCCGAACUGGCACGAACCACUACUUCAGAGAGAAGAAGUGGGAUUAUUUCCCGGAGCUAGCGACUCCGUCAGCGUUGCAGGCCAGCGGGCGAGUCAGCUCGGGGAUCAAGAGUGGGAAAUCACGAAAGAAGGAAGGUCGGCUGAAUCUCGCGGCUAAGCGACGUCGAUGGCAUUCCCUCGAUCGGGCAGGCCUAGGCCUCGCCCACGGUGUUCGAGAUUCGAUCAAAACAUACGUCCACCGCACACUAUCCAAAGACUCGGGCGAAGGCCGCGACACCAAGGCCAAAGGAUCACCUCGGCCACGAACAGCACCGUUCGACUCACCCGAUAAUCAAGAACCAUACCCCCGACCAAAGACACAACAAUCAUCCACGGAUCUAAGCGUCCAACUACGAACUUUAUCCAUCUCAACAUCCUCCAGUCCCCUCGAGUCACCCUCAAGCCCCCGCUCAAUCCAUACGCAAUGCUCAGCACCACUCCAACGCCCGAAACAACUCGCAGUGCCCAUGUCGCCGUACCAGAAAUACGGCUCCGCCAUCUGGGAAACACCCAAGAAAUCAAAGUCAAAGCUCACUCCCCGCCUGUCUCCUAAUCCAGAUGGUGGCCCCUCCUCACCAGACUUCAUCUAUGCCAACCCUACACCGCCGCUCUCCCCACCAUUCAAGACCCAGUUGCAGCAAAAUACCCGGAAUGCUGCACGCGCCCUGCAGGAUGGAACAUGCCACGUCCUCGUCGCUCUCGAUGGCGCAAAGCGCAAAAUCUCCGAAUCGAAAGACGAACGGAGACGUGAGGCAUUGAAGUCUCAGAUCAAGCUCAUUGGUCCUGUGAACUCAUACUCUUAUAAUCAGGGUGAUCCUUGGGUGUAA
Molecule: messenger RNA, 1323 nt
Organism: Penicillium maclennaniae
Lineage: Eukaryota; Fungi; Ascomycota; Eurotiomycetes; Eurotiales; Aspergillaceae
Exons: 2
Coding region: 1-1323 (440 amino acids)
Source: RefSeq, a predicted model, not a curated record